This is a messenger RNA of Macadamia integrifolia, 897 nucleotides long. RefSeq lists its product as uncharacterized. The coding region runs from base 1 to 897 and encodes 298 amino acids. The transcript has a single exon. The record is from RefSeq and is a predicted model, not a curated record. Lineage: Eukaryota; Viridiplantae; Streptophyta; Magnoliopsida; Proteales; Proteaceae.
AUGUUUGAUGUUGUGGCUAAGGCCAAUCCAAGGAUAAAGGGGAUGACUGCAUAUGAGGUGAUGAAUGUAUAUUUGCUUAAGGAGAAGACAAACUUGAAAAUGUAUAUUGAUGAGUUAAAAGUUAUGUGGAAGAGCUAUGGGGUAACCAUAAUGUGUGAUGGUUGGACAGGGUCCACGAGAAAGUCCAUCAAUUUUAUGGUUUAUUGUGAUGGUAGAACCAUUUUCUUGAAGUCUAUUGAUGCAUCCAUGGAAACAAAUGAUGCAAAAUAUAUUUACAAACUUUUGAAGGGUGUUGUGGAAGAAGUUGGGAUACAAAAUGUUGUUCUGAUUGUGACUGACAAUGAAAGUAACUACAAAAAGGUUGGAAUUAAAAUGAUGAACAACCCUAGAUUCCAACUCUUUUUGACUCCUUAUGCAGCACACUGCAUUGACCUAAUGUUGAAGGACAUGGGAAAACUUAAAAUUAUGCAGAAUGUGGUUGAAAGGGCUAGGCAAGUGAGCACAUUUGCCUAUAAUCAUGGGUUUUCAUUGAACCUAUUGAGGGAGAAGUGCGGGAGUGACUUGGUCAGGCCCGGUCUCACAAGAUUUGCUACCAACUAUAUUGUACUGCAAAGUUUUGAAUCCAAGAAAAUUGGUCUUCGAUCCAUGUUUACAUCUAACGAGUGGUUUGAUUGGAGGGAAUUAGGAUCAACUAGUGGUAGGGAGGCACAGGCAACCAUUUCAUCAGAGGAGUUUUGGACACAAUUGGGUAAAGUGGUUAAAAUCUUGGCACCAAUUGUUAGCUUGUUGAAGUUGGUGGAUUCUGCUUUCAAACCCACCUUGCCAAGCCUAUGGGCUGCUAUUACAAUGAUGAAGGAAAAUGUCUAUCCUGUCAACCCAUGUGGAAAUAGGAAAUAA